UACCUCGUCUUUGAAAAUAAUAUAAGCACAGAGGAGAUAUAAGCACAUAGCAUUAUAGAUAUAAUGAUAAGCAGUAUAGAUAUAGUGACAGACACUUUGUCCAUAACAGCAGAAGUUAUCUGUUAAUGUUUCUUGGUAAUACAUUUUAUUAUUUCAAAUAUUAAAAUUUAUCUUACAAUCUUUUGUAAAAAAAAGUGUGGAAUGUAUAUUUACACUUCGUUUUAACACGUGGUACAAUUAGAAAUUAAGAUGAACAUAUAUUCUCUUGGUAUUAAUAACAUGAAACAACUGAUUAAUAAUUAUUUUGAAGCUAAAGAACCAUGGCAAAUAGUGACUGUAACAAGUACAACUAUUCUUACUUCGGUUUGGUUGUGGAAUUUUAUUUUUCAAGAUGAAAGUUUAAUAGAAAGAGCAAAGAAACAAUUGUUUAGUUUGAGAAAUUUUAUACCAGCUAUUAGAAAUAAAAUUGAUCAAGAACUGGAUAAGAUUAAUCAAACAUUUGAACAAGAAACAUUGCAAAGAAUAAAAGAUAUUCCUUUUGUUGUAAAACUUCCAAAGAAAAAUUUAGAACCCAAAGAGAUAUUAGAAAGAAUAAUACAAUGUGUUCAAUUAGGUGAUUAUGAUUGGAAAAAUGGCAAAGUAUCUGGAGCUAUAUAUAGAGUUGAUACUAAUCUUUUACAAUUAAUGGGGGAUAUUUAUAGUAUUGCAUCAUAUACAAACCCAUUGCAUCCUGAUGUUUUUCCUGGUAUAUGCAAGUUGGAAGCAGAGGUAGUAAGAAUAACUUGCAAUUUAUUUCAUGGAGAUGAAAAUUCGUGUGGCACUAUGACAAGCGGUGGUACAGAAUCAAUUUUGUUGGCAUGUAAAACAUAUAGGGAUUAUGCAAGAAAUAUAAAAGGUAUAAAAAAUCCAGAAAUAAUAAUGCCUGUAACAGCACAUUCUGCUUUUGAUAAAGCUGCCCAGUACUUAAAACUUACAGUACGAUCUGUACCUGUUAACCAGCAUAGCUAUACUGCUUGUAUUAAAUCUAUGGAAAAAGCUAUUACAAGAAAUACAAUAAUGUUAAUAGGAUCAACACCAAACUUUCCAUAUGGAACAAUGGAUAAUAUUAAAGCAAUUUCUGAUUUAGGAGUAAAAUACAAUAUCCCAGUUCAUGUUGAUGCCUGUCUUGGUGGAUUUUUAAUUUGUUUUAUGCCAGAUGCAGGUUUUAAUGUACCAUCUUUCGAUUUUAGACUUCCUGGAGUUACAAGCAUAUCAGUUGAUACACAUAAAUAUGCAUAUGCUCCAAAAGGUUCUUCCCUUAUUCUUUAUAGAAAUAAAAAAUUAAGACAUCAUCAAUAUACUAUAACAACAGAUUGGCCUGGUGGUAUUUAUGGUUCCCCAACUGUAAGUGGUUCAAGAGCUGGUGGAAUUAUAGCAUCAUGUUGGGCUACAUUAAUGUACUUUGGUUAUGAUGAAUAUUUGGAAUCGACGAAGAAAAUUAUAGAAACUACUAGAUACAUUGAACAAAGAUUGAGAAAGUUUGAUGGAAUUUUUAUUUUUGGUACCCCGGCUACUUCAGUUAUAGCAUUAGGGUCAAAUGAUUUUCAUAUUUAUAAACUUUCGGAAGCUUUGAACGCAAGAGGAUGGAACUUGAAUACACUUCAAUUUCCAUGUGGCAUACAUCUUUGUGUUACAUAUGUCCAUACUCAGCCAGGUGUAGCAGAUCAAUUUUUAUGUGAUAUUGAAACUGAAUUGAAUUUGAUUUUAAAAAAUCCAGAAACUCCUGUUGAUGGAAAGCUUGCAAUUUAUGGAAUGAGUCAGAGUAUACCAGACAGAAGCAUUGUUGGUGAUUUUGCAAAGUGUUUUUUAGAUUCUAUGUAUUUUACACCAGAAAAUCAAACAAUUAGUAAUGGUCCAAGUAUCUAAAUUAUACUUUUAUAUUAUUAUUUAUAAAAUCAAAUAUAAAAGUGAAAAAAUAUUAAUUUUCUGAAAUUUAUAAUACAAUUUUAAUUAAAAAAUUUAAUUAUUAUUAUUAUUUGUGUGUGUGUGCGUGUGUGUGUGUCUAUUUUAGAAAGUUUAAUUUAAAAAAUAAGGUUGAGUAUAUAGAUUUGUGAGUACAAAAUGGAAAGAUUUGACUGCAAAUGGAAUAUUUAAUAUAUAUUUUAUAUAACACAUACACAUAC
Molecule: messenger RNA, 2162 nt
Organism: Frieseomelitta varia
Lineage: Eukaryota; Metazoa; Arthropoda; Insecta; Hymenoptera; Apidae
Gene: Sply
Product: sphingosine-1-phosphate lyase
Exons: 9
Coding region: 250-1905 (551 amino acids)
Biological process (GO): sphingolipid catabolic process; carboxylic acid metabolic process
Cellular component (GO): endoplasmic reticulum
Molecular function (GO): pyridoxal phosphate binding; sphinganine-1-phosphate aldolase activity
Source: RefSeq, a predicted model, not a curated record